UGAAAGUGAGGUUAUGUGGAUUGUUUUGAUUUUUUACGAGGCGAAUUGUUUUAGAUUUUGGUGCAUUUCCUGGUCAAAAAUGGCUCAUGGAGGCUCUUCUAAACGUGAUUAUCACAAAGUGGACUACACUGUGAGAAUACGGGAUACACUCCAGCGGAUAGAGUCAAUGCUGAACUCCCGGAGCAAGCAGGAGCACACAAUGGAACUGAUUGCUGAGAUCUUCUGUGAGAAAUCUCCAAGGGAGAUGGAUGUGAGGAAGGCACAGACACAGCUACUCCCCGCUACAUUGACUUUGAUCCAGGAACUUCAGUUGGUGGUGAUUCUGUGCGAGUAUUUUCAGAGUCCCGGUCCGGAAGCCACGCGAAAUGCCAUGUUUCUGUCCCUUUUUGCCAGUCCCACGUCCAUCACUCGCAUUAAUGUCCUCGUGAAGCUGGUCAGUACGUCAGUAUCUGCCCUGAUAGCGCCACUCCUUUGCGCUGCAGGCACCUGGAUGCAGCAACUCGGCUGCACAUCCCAGUCCAGCCUCGAUUUGGCUCAGAAUCUUGUCACGGACUUCAUUGUGUUCGCCCAGAAGGCGUCUGAGCAGCUGAAGUUCCUUCCUCAGGUGGCUCCACGCUUCACAGCGAACACAAUAACCGCCGUGGCGGAACUCUAUCUCAAUGAAAUGCAUGACAGCCGAUCUGUUCCUCCUCCCAUCCUUCUGGACACUUUCACUGAAUGGGUAUCGAGCAAUCCAGAGCUGUGCCUGGCUUCCCAGAAGCCUCUGGUUCUUCCAUCAGGCGCCAUCGCAAUGCCAGUCCUCACUCCCCUGGCUGGACUUAUACGCUGGUGCGUCCUGGCUCCGCUAAUGGAUCCCGCCAAGUCCUACAGUCGCCUCCAUCUCGCCAUCAUUCAGACCAUGCAACAGACUCCGCCUCCCAUUGGCUCUCCCACCGUCAUCAAUGCACAGCACCUCUGCCUGAUUGUCGCUACUCUCGAGGGAAAGUACCUGCAGAUCAAGAGGCCAGAAAAUUACUCCAAGACUGCAGAGGAACGCUUCCAGCUCUGCCUGGAGCGUUUCGCUCAGGCCGUGCAGGUUGCUCUGAGCUCUCACUGCGUCUACGGCAGCAUUCCUCAGCUGCUGUGUCGCCUAGAAGCACUGCCGCAGAGCACCCUGAUGCAGAUGGUCAUCAAGAGUAACAGGAAUACGUGAUGGGAAACUUUUUAAAUCAAUAAAUUUUUUCAAAC
Messenger RNA from Phlebotomus papatasi, 1227 nucleotides. Its product is annotated as integrator complex subunit 15. Bases 14 to 1192 code for a protein of 392 amino acids. The transcript has 2 exons. Lineage: Eukaryota; Metazoa; Arthropoda; Insecta; Diptera; Psychodidae. The record is from RefSeq and is a predicted model, not a curated record.